This is a messenger RNA of Eutrema salsugineum, 659 nucleotides long. Its product is annotated as UPF0434 protein ERGA_CDS_01260. Lineage: Eukaryota; Viridiplantae; Streptophyta; Magnoliopsida; Brassicales; Brassicaceae. The record is from RefSeq and is a predicted model, not a curated record. The transcript is spliced from 3 exons. Bases 125 to 349 code for a protein of 74 amino acids.
GGUCAGGGACAAACACUCCCCUUUGGCUUUUUUUCAGAAAUCAAAACCAUCGCUCUCUUCAAGUUUGCCGGAGAUCGGGGAAAAUCCAAAAAUUCCGGAGAGAGCUAAAGCUCAAAGCUCAAAUAUGGUGAGAAUAAGCAGAGUGUUACUAAAAGACGCCGGAAUUGCAAUCGACAAGACUCUGUCCGAGAUUCUGGUGUGUCCUCUCUCCAAGCAACCCUUGAGGGUCUGCGAGAAGACGAAAUCAUUGGUCAGCGAUACAAUUGGUGUCUCUUUUCCUGUAAAAGAUGGGAUUCCAUGCUUGGUUCCAAAGGAUGGAAAAAUACUUGAGGAGGCAUCAAAAGCUUAAUGAUUUUUUGCUUUUGCACCCAAAAAAAUAAAAUAAAAAUAGAUCAGAGUGAAGGUAGCAACUUUGUUGCACCGUAUCUGCAGUGACUUAUCCUCAUCAAUGGUUCGUUCUGUCCUUAUGUAAUAGUUCUCUCUGAAUUAAGCUUAAUUUUUUUUAUGGGAAAUAUUGAUGUAAGCAAUUGAAAGAUACUCGAGGUGUGGUUUCAGGUGAAUGUACCGACGUAUUCUUCUUAAGUUUCUGGGUACUUAAUUUUCUCGAAGUCUAGGAGCCUCAUUGACUGGAAUGAUGCUAAAAGCAUGAUUUAAAGUAA